CAGCAGAGUGCGCUUGUCAUCCCCUCCCUCUCGGGCUUCCCAGACAUUGAGUCUGGAAUGAAAAUUCACCUGCCUCUGAGUUGGCCACUAGUGGGGGUGGUGGGUGUUACUUGUGUUCCCAGGUUGGAAGAUUAUCUCACCCUGCCCAAGCUAUUUAAGCUGACGGGUGUGGAGAGGCUCAGCAGGGCCAACUCCAGGGGCUCAUUCCACAGGAGAGAGACAACGCAGACCCCUGCCACCAACAUGAUGGUACUGAAAGUAGAGGAACUGGUCACAGGAAAGAAGAAUAACAAUGGGGAGGCAGGGGUAUUCCUUCCAGAGGAUUUCAGAGAUGGAGAAUAUGAAGCUGCUGUCACUUUGGAAAAGCAAGAAGAUCUAAAGACACUUCCAGCCCACCAUGUGAACGUCGGGGAGCAACAGUGGAUAAGUGAGAAACAGCGAGAGGCAGAGCUCAAAAAGAAAAAACUAGAACAAAGAUCAAAGCUUGAAAAUUUAGAAGACCUUGAACUAAUCAUUCAACUGAAAAAAAGGAAAAAAUACAGGAAAACUAAAGUUCCAGUUGUGAAGGAACCGGAACCUGAAAUCAUUACAGAACCUGUGGAUGUGCCUAGGUUUCUGAAGGCUGCUCUGGAGAAUAAACUGCCAGUAGUAGAAAAAUUCUUGUCAGACAAGAACAAUCCAGAUGUCUGUGAUGAGUAUAAACGGACAGCUCUUCACAGAGCAUGCUUGGAAGGACAUUUAGCAAUUGUGAAGAAGUUAAUGGAAGCUGGAGCCCAGAUUGAAUUCCGUGAUAUGCUCGAAUCCACAGCCAUCCAUUGGGCAUGCCGUGGGGGGAAUUUGGAUGUCUUAAAAUUGCUGCUGAACAAAGGCGCAAAAAUCAGCGCACGAGAUAAGCUGCUCAGUACAGCACUGCACGUGGCGGUGAGGACCGGUCACUAUGAGUGCGCUGAGCACCUCAUUGCCUGUGAGGCGGACCUCAAUGCCAAAGACAGAGAGGGAGAUACCCCACUGCACGACGCCGUGAGACUGAAUCGUUACAAGAUGAUCAGACUCCUCAUUAUGUAUGGCGCAGACCUCAACAUCAAGAACUGUGCUGGGAAGACCCCGAUGGAUUUGGUGCUACACUGGCAGAAUGGAACCAAAGCAAUAUUUGACAGCCUCAAGGAAAACUCCUACAAAAGCUCUCGUAUAGCUACAUUUUAAGAGAACCGAGACUCUUCAUCAGUAGCUGUUCACUUUUUUUUUUUUUUUAUUUUGAAGGCGUAGCCCAAAAGAAGAGUAACUAGCCAUAAGAUCCAGCUUGUUUGUCAACUUGUUAGGAAGACAUACCUAAGGAAGUUUCAAGAAACCCCAGGGAUAUUAUACCUAUUUAAAUUAAUAUUAGUGAAACUCACUGUUUUAUUUAUUUAUUGACUUCAAUGCUUAUUUAUUUAUUAACUUCAAUGGCACGGUUAUUCUGACUUUCAUGAGCAUCAUUUGUUGGGCAAAACUUAAUUUGUGCAUAACACUGUCAGAGCCUUUCCAUAGAUGGUUCUUAAACCAUGCAAAGGUACAAUGUUCUAAGUGCCAGCUUAUUAUAUGUCCUCACUCAUGCUGAUAGUUUAAGGUAUUUUUUAAAGGACAAGGGUGAUUAUCGCAGGCCUCUUUUCUUCUGGAGUUUUAAUGCUGAUGUUUGGGUGAAGCAAUGGAAGGCAUGUAGUAACAGGAAAGGAAACAAGAGCAUGAAAGCAAUUCAGUACAAAAGACAGUAAAGCCAGCCAUUUCACCCCGGGCCUGGUUGUUGUUGCAGUUUUAACCAAGUCACACAGUG
Molecule: messenger RNA, 1810 nt
Organism: Urocitellus parryii (Arctic ground squirrel)
Lineage: Eukaryota; Metazoa; Chordata; Mammalia; Rodentia; Sciuridae
Gene: Ankrd1
Product: ankyrin repeat domain 1
Biological process (GO): regulation of transcription by RNA polymerase II
Cellular component (GO): nucleus
Molecular function (GO): RNA polymerase II-specific DNA-binding transcription factor binding
Source: RefSeq, a predicted model, not a curated record